UAACUUUGACCCUCCGCACGCCCCGUCUCUCGCAUCCUUGUCCCUGGACGGCUUGCGCAGGCGCACAGGAAGGACUCGCAGUACGGGCGGAAGUGGAAUCUCCGGGAGGCUUUGGGGAAGGCGCUGGCGGAGUACACAGACGCCUGGGCGGUGUAGGCGUCCUCUGGUCGCCAUGAACCGACUCCAGGAUGACUAUGACCCGUACGCGGUGGAAGAGCCGAGCGACGAGGAGCCGGCUCUGAGCAGUUCUGAAGAUGAAGUGGAUGUGCUUUUACAUGGAACCCCAGACCAAAAACGAAAACUCAUCCGGGAAUGUCUUACUGGAGAAAGUGAGUCAUCGAGUGAAGAUGAAUUUGAAAAAGAAAUGGAGGCUGAACUAAACUCCACCAUGAAGACAAUGGAGGACCAGUUAUCCUCGCUGGGAACAGGGUCUUCUUCAGGAGUUGCCAAAGUGGGAGGAGUCACAGAAAAGUUCUAUGAUGAGAUAUAUUUUGAUUCUGAUUCUGAGGAUGAAGACAAAACAGUGACCAAGAAGAAGAAGAAGAAACAACACAGGAUUCCAACAAACGAUGAGCUGCUGUAUGAUCCAGAGAAAGAUAACAGAGACCAGGCCUGGGUUGACGCCAAGAGGAGGGGUUAUCAUGCUUUUGGAUUGCAAAGACCACGUCAGAAACAACAGCCUGUUCCAAACAGUGAUGCUGUUCUGAAUUGCCCAGCCUGUAUGACGACAUUGUGCCUUGAUUGCCAGAGGCAUGAAUCCUACAAGACGCAGUACAGGGCAAUGUUUGUGAUGAAUUGUUCUAUCAACAGAGAAGAGGUUCUGAGAUACAAGAAUCCAGAAAACAGGAGGAAAAGGCGGAGUGCUAAGAAGAUGAGGUCUAAUCCUGAAGAUCCCGCAGAGAGAGAAGCCGAGGAAGUCUACCACCCUGUCAUGUGCACGGAGUGCUCAACUGAAGUGGCAGUCUAUGACAAGGAUGAAGUCUUUCACUUUUUCAAUGUUUUAGCCAGUCAUUCUUGAUCAGUGUGACAGAUUUAGUAAGCACCCUAGUGCACCACACCUCCAGUCCAGCGGGAAGUUCUGAAAUCAUCUGGAGAAGGCUGGAGAGACGGCUCAGCGGUUAGAGCACCGACUGCUUGCUCUUCCAGAGGUCCUGAGUCCAAUUCCC
Molecule: messenger RNA, 1166 nt
Organism: Mus caroli (Ryukyu mouse)
Lineage: Eukaryota; Metazoa; Chordata; Mammalia; Rodentia; Muridae
Gene: Eapp
Product: E2F associated phosphoprotein
Cellular component (GO): nucleus
Source: RefSeq, a predicted model, not a curated record